Molecule: messenger RNA, 5566 nt
Organism: Coffea eugenioides
Lineage: Eukaryota; Viridiplantae; Streptophyta; Magnoliopsida; Gentianales; Rubiaceae
Exons: 5
Coding region: 202-5334 (1710 amino acids)
Source: RefSeq, a predicted model, not a curated record
ACUCUUAAUAGACUCUUCACUUUCUUUUUCUUUUCUAACUCCAAAAACGAAGAGGUAAUAUUGCAGUCCGAGAGAGUAGAAGAAAAAGCGAAGAUUUUCCGCGCUACUACUGGCGGAGAAGACGGUGGUGAAGUAGGAAGAAAAGGAGAGAAAAAAAGGCGGGUUUGAAGCUUUUCAGGUGAUUGUCGAUCGACUGUAAAAAUGGCUAGUAGGACACCAAGGGAGCACAUAGAAGAGAUACGGAGGACAAAGUUUUCUAUUGGAGGAGAACCCAACCCACUCACUGAGGAUCUUCAUCAGGCUGUAAAGAAUCUGUCUGCUGAGCUUUAUGCCAAAGAUAUUCAUUUUCUCAUGGAACUCAUUCAGAAUGCAGAGGAUAAUGUGUAUGAAGAAGGAGUAGAGCCAUCCCUGGAGUUUGUUAUAACCUCGAAGGACAUAACAGCUACUGGAGCAUCAGCUACACUCUUGAUAUUCAACAAUGAGAAAGGUUUUUCCCCAAAGAACAUUGAAUCAAUUUGUAGUGUUGGCCGCUCCACCAAGAAAGGGAACCGUAAAAGUGGUUACAUUGGCGAGAAAGGGAUUGGCUUCAAGAGUGUAUUUCUGAUCACCGCACAACCCUACAUAUUCAGCAACGGUUACCAAAUACGAUUUAGUGAAGACCCUUGCGUGCACUGUAAUGUUGGCUAUGUUGUCCCAGAAUGGGUUGACGAAAAUCCUUCUCUUCCUGUCCUACGACAAAUAUAUGGCUCUCCAACUAAUCUCCCAACGACAGUGAUUGUGCUGCCUCUUAAGCCUGACAAGGUGGAACCUGUAAAGCGGCAGCUUUCAAGCAUUCAUCCAGAAGUUCUUCUGUUUCUUUCAAAGAUAAAGAAGCUGUCUGUCAGGGAAGACAACAAGGAUCCGACGCGCAAUACUGUCAGUGCCAUUUCUAUUUCAAGUGAAACCGAUUUUGUCACAAGGAAGAACAUUGAUGCCCAAUCUUAUAUGCUCCACCUUUCUGCAGCUGAGAAAGGUGAUGCUGUUGCAGAAUGUAGUUACUAUAUAUGGAAGCAGAGGUUUCCUGUCAUAGAGGAGUGUAGAGUAGAAAGAAGAAUGGAUGUAGAUGAUUUGGUUAUUAUGUUGGCUUUACCGAUUGGCGAGCGUAUUCACAGAGGAACUAGCUCUCCGGGGAUCUAUGCUUUCCUUCCUACAGAGAUGGUCACAAAUUUCCCAUUCAUAAUACAGGCGGAUUUUGUUCUAUCAUCUUCCAGGGAAAGCAUCCGUUUGGAUAAUGCUUGGAACCAAGGGAUUCUUAACUGUGUGCCUUCAGCUUUUGUUAAUGCAUUCACUUCUCUUGUAAAAUCAAGUGAAAAUGCCCCAGUUUCUAGUUUGCCUCCUAUGUUCAUAUUUUUACCCGUAAAUGCUUCUCCAUUUACGAAUCUUAAUUCCGUGAGAGCCAGUAUUCAAAAGAAGUUGAUGGAUGAAAAUAUUAUCCCAUGCGAGUUGUACUCAGAACAGAAGAUUUUCCAGAAACCAGGUGAAGUGAGCAGGCUUAUGCCUGCUUUCUGGGAAUUGUUAAGAAAGGGAAAGAAGCAAGGAGUGAGCUUGUCCAAUAUUUCAACUCAUGGAAGACACAUUUUAUGUUCUUCAUUUGAUGAAAAGAAGUACGAUGAAGUAUUAACUUUUCUGGGAUUGAAAUAUGUAGAUGAUGAAUGGUAUGCUAAAUGUAUAGGAAGUUCUAAUUUUGUAUCGGGAGUGUCAGAGGAUCUUUACUUGGAUUUUCUCUUGUUCCUUGCUGAGAAUUGGGGCUCCUUUGCAAGUACAAGUUUCACGAAUAUUCCACUUCUCAAGUAUGUUCGUGGUGAUGGAGUUGUGUGCUUGUGCAGCAUCAAUUACUCAUUAGGCCAUCCUUCCAUGUUGCUACUGUCUAGUGAGUCCCGUCAUAUCUCUUGGCUGAUUGAUUGGAGCAAGGAAUUCCGAUGUGCAGGAAAUAAAUUUUUCUUGCCGAAAUCCAUGCAAGAUUUAAUUUGGUCCUAUUGUAUGGGGAAAACAAUAUUAGAUUGGCUUGUAAAUCAAGUCAAAGUUGGUUCUGUAAAUGUGAACGACUAUGCAAGUCUCCUCAGUAAGUCACUUAAUGGAAACCCAAACUCUGUUGUCAUCUAUGCCCACUUCCUUUACCACUCUUUGGGAAGAAAUUUUUUAUCGAAAGGAGAAGUUGAUCGACUUUGUUUUUCAAUGCCACUAGUUGAUAAUUAUGGGCAAGUGACCACUGGCAUUGGAAGCAUUCUUGUCCCAGCAAAGGGAAGCAGAUGGUUACAACUGAUUGGUUCAAAUCCAUGGAGAAAAGAAGGCUACAUUGAGCUAGGAGAGGAAUAUUUGCAUCCAGGCUAUCAUGCUGGUCUUUACAGCUCUGAAAAGGAGUUUGCAGAAUUUCUUAAUGUUCAUCUUGGAGCAUCAGAUAUACCUGAUAUACCUCCUCCAGAUGCUGCAAUUCCUAGUGUUUAUUCCAUGCUUACCAAGCAAAAUGCAUUCUUGCUACUGGAUUGGGUUCAUACUUUGCAAAGGAAGCAGAUUAACAUCCCAGCUGAGUUCUUGACAAGCAUGAAGGAGGGUAAUUGGGUAAGAGUUUCUUUGGGUGGCAGUGCUGGAUGUGGACCUCCAUCACAAUCAUUCUUGCUUUCGGCAUCAUCAGCGAGUAAUCUGCAAAAUGCACCAAUCUUAGUUGAUAUUCCAAUAAUUGAUCAGAAAUUCUAUGGUGAUAGGAUUAAUAACUAUGUGGGAGAGUUGAGGAUACUCGGUGUCAAGUUUGAAUUUCAAGAAGCCUGUCAAUAUAUUGGCAACCAUCUUAUGUCCCGAGUAGCUGCAUCAAAUUUAACCAGAGCCGAGGUUCUUUCAAUACUAAAGUUCAUCGAGUUUUUGGGUGAUAGAAUGCUUCCUGUUGACAAUUUCUUUGCCAGUAUUAAAGGAAAAAGAUGGCUGCGGACUUCCCAAGGCUACAAGAAGCCUGAAGAGUCUGUCCUCUUCAAUGAGGACUGGAAAGCUGCAUCGAAGACCAGUAACAUUCCAUUCCUUGAUCAGGAUUUCUACGGGAAGGAGAUUCUUUCUUUCAAACCAGAACUGAAGCUACUUGGUGUGGUUUGUUGCUUCAAUAAAUGUUACAUGGAUGUAUACAUUGACAACUUCAAGGCUCCAGCAGCCUGGAACUCACUUUCUGCUGAAGCUUUUCUUUUCAUUCUCGAAUGUUUAGGAAUGUGGAAUUCGUCUGAAAAACUUGUGGCGGCACUUAAGCAUAACAAAUGUUUGAAGACAAACAUGGGAUUCAAAUCUCCAGCUGAAUGUUACUUGUUUGAUCCUCAAUGGGGUUUUCUUCUGCAGGUUUUUAAUAGUUUUCCUAUUAUCGAUGAAACUUUCUACAGGAGCAGAAUCUCGUCUUUCAAAAUGGAGUUAAACAUGAUAGGGGUGCACGUUCAAUUUGAAGAAGCAGCUGGGGCAUUUGCGAAGUUCUUUAAGCAGCAGGCAUCACUGCGCUCGAUAAGCAAGGAUACUGUGCUUUCCCUUUUAUCGUGCUAUAGAAAACUAAAUGCACCUGGUGUCCUGUUUCCUUCUGAUGUGAAGAAAUGCUUCAAUGAAGAAAAAUGGUUGAGGACUAAACACGGUGAUUAUAGAUCCCCAAAAGAUUGUAUCCUAUAUGGAACAGACUGGGAACCAAUUUCUGAAAUUGCUGUUUUGCCUUUUAUUGAUGACCUCGGUUAUCACUCCAGAAAGGCCAUUCAUAAGUAUAAAUUUGAGCUCCAAGAACUAGGAGUGGUGGUUGAACUGAGGAAUGGUGCAAAAUUUGUAACUGCUGGGCUUCGAUUACCUGAUGAUCCAAGCAGCAUAACACCUGCAGCUGCAUAUUCAUUGUUGGAGUGCCUAAAGAAUUUACAGAGAGAGCCGAAUGAGCGUGUACUUGAUGCCUUUGCAUGUAAAGUUGACGAAAGAUGGUUAAAGACAACUGCAGGCUACAGAUAUUCAAAGGAGUGCUUGUUGUUUGGUUCUGAAUGGAAAUCUAUCUUACAGCAGGAAGAUGGCCCAUUCAUUGAUGAAAACUUCUAUGGCUCCAAUAUUGCGUCUUACAAAAAGCAGCUCUGUGCAUUGGGUGUUAUUACUGAUAUCAACAGUGGGUGCCCAUUGAUGGCCAAUUUUCUUGAUUUUCAUACAGAGUUUAAGGCCAUCACUCGAAUCUAUGAAUACCUGUACAGAUUCGACUGGAAGCCAAGCGAUGAAGGAAGCAAGAGGAUAUGGAUUCCUAGUGACAAUAGCACUGGAGAAUGGGUGAGCCCUGAAAAGUGUGUUCUUCACGACACACUAGGCCUCUUUGGUUCUCAGUUGUAUGUCUUGGAGAAGCACUAUCAAAAGGAUAUUCUGAGCUUUUUCAGCAGUGCUUUUGGAGUUAAAGCUAAUCCUUCCCUUGAUGAUUACUGCAAGUUGUGGAAGAUAUGGGUAGACAGCAACCGCGAAUUAUCAAAUGCUGAUUGUUGUGCUUUUUGGGGCUUUGUUAUAAAGCACUGGAAUUCACGGACUAAGGAACUUCUGUCAGAAGAGUUGUCCAAAAUCCCUGUUUUCACAGGUUCUGAUAGUACUUUAUUGUUUGACAAACACGAAGUUUUUAUUGCAGAUGAUCUGUUUCUGAAAGAUCAUUUUGGGCAGCUAUCUUCUUGUCCUCUAUUUGUCUGGUUUCCUCAGCCAAGCUUGCAAUAUUUGCCCAGGGGAAAGUUGCUCGAGAUAUAUGCCCAAAUUGGUGUGCGCACUCUCUCUGAAUCUGUUGAAAAGAAGUUGCUUUCAUUGCAUGGAUUUCAUUUCGAGCAAGUCAAUCCCAAGGAAAUCUUUAUUGGCAGAGGACUCUCCAAACUAAUCCUUGGCUUUCUUGCUAGUCCUUCACUUGGACUCGAAGCAGAGAAAAGACAUGAAGCUCUUAAAUGCCUCUUGAAUAUCACUGUUCUUGUGACACCUGAGCCUAUCAAUGUGGGUUACAAGUUAUUGCUUUCUUCUGGGGAGUUCCUGUAUGUGGAAGCAAGCCGAAUGAUGCGCUGGGAGAGCGAAGAUUCAAAGUUCUUUCUGCAAAAGUUUGACAAAUCAGGCAGUCGCAGAAAGAUGCUCGAGUACGCUACACAUUUUGCUGAAGUUCUUUCUGAGGGAAUUUUUCAGGGAUUUUGGGAAAAAGAAGAUCAUAUCUAUCAGCUGGCAGAAUUGAUCAAGUUAGGUUUCAUGAUGGAGUUUGAUGAGGCAGCCAUUGAUUUCUUGAUGAAGACCAAGAACUUGGAGAUAUUCUUGGAGGACGAAGAGUUCCUCUCAUCUGCUUUUUCACGUCACUAGGUACAAUCACUUCAAGGUCUUGACUUCUGAUAUGGCCCUGGAUUGAUAUGCAAGGAACUGUUGGCGACUCCCUAUAUUAUCCAUGUUAUUAAUCAUCUUUAUUUUCGUACUGCUAUAUAUGAUAGGUUUGUAAGUGAAAAGCAACCUGAAAACUAUGCUGUUCUGGUUUAGAAAAUUGUUGAAGCAUUUUUCGUUCAUGAUCAAUAUAUUGUCAAGGAUGCAUGGCUACUCA